Messenger RNA from Meleagris gallopavo (turkey), 1724 nucleotides. The record is from RefSeq and is a predicted model, not a curated record. NCBI's taxonomy places the organism in Eukaryota, Metazoa, Chordata, Aves, Galliformes, Phasianidae.
GUAUUAUCUUGAUUUUUUUAAGAUGCCAACUCAGUUCGUGGAGUCGGUUUUGGAAGUACAUAGUAAAUUUGUUCAGCUCAUCAACACAGUUUUGAAUGGUGAUCAACAUUUUAUGAGUGCUCUUGACAAGGCUUUGACGUCAGUUGUUAACUACAGGGAGCCCAAGUCAAUCUGCAAAGCACCUGAGUUGCUGGCCAAGUACUGUGACAACUUAUUGAAGAAGUCAGCGAAAGGAAUGACGGAGAAUGAAGUAGAAGACAAACUUACAAGUUUCAUUACUGUUUUCAAGUACAUUGAUGACAAAGAUGUAUUCCAAAAGUUUUAUGCCAGAAUGUUGGCAAAAAGAUUAAUUCAUGGUUUAUCUAUGUCUAUGGACUCUGAAGAAGCCAUGAUUAAUAAACUAAAGCAAGCCUGUGGUUAUGAAUUUACCAGCAAGCUUCAUCGAAUGUAUACGGACAUGAGUGUUAGUGCUGAUCUCAACAAUAAAUUCAACAACUUUAUCAAAAACCAGGACACAAUUAUAGAUUUGGGAAUUAGUUUUCAGAUAUAUGUUCUACAGGCAGGUGCAUGGCCUCUAACUCAGGCUCCUUCUUCUACAUUUGCAAUUCCUCAGGAACUGGAAAAAAGUGUACAGAUGUUUGAAUUAUUCUACAGUCAGCAUUUUAGUGGAAGGAAGCUUACUUGGUUACAUUAUCUUUGUACAGGUGAAGUAAAAAUGAAUUAUUUGUGCAAACCUUAUGUAGCCAUGGUCACAACAUACCAAAUGGCAGUGUUGCUUGCCUUCAACAACAGUGAAACUGUCAGUUACAAGGAGCUUCAGGACAGUACGCAAAUGAAUGAAAAGGAGCUGACAAAAACUAUCAAAUCAUUACUCGACGUUAAAAUGAUCAACCAUGACUCAGACAAGGAGGAUGUAGAGGCAGAGUCUACAUUUUCAUUAAAUAUGAACUUCAGCAGUAAACGAACAAAAUUUAAAAUUACUACGUCGAUGCAGAAAGACACACCACAGGAGAUGGAGCAGACCAGAAGUGCUGUAGAUGAAGAUAGAAAAAUGUAUCUUCAAGCUGCUAUAGUCCGUAUCAUGAAAGCACGUAAAGUGUUGCGACAUAAUGCUCUUAUUCAGGAGGUAAUUAGCCAAUCAAGAGCUAGGUUUAAUCCAAGUAUCAGCAUGAUUAAGAAGUGUAUUGAAGUUCUGAUAGACAAACAGUACAUAGAGCGAAGCCAGGCCUCUGCAGAUGAAUACAGUUAUGUAGCAUGAUGUUGCUAUCCUGCAGGUAUGAUUGUAAAGGAGAUCAUUGCUGUCACUGUUUGGUGUGUUCCUGUGGGAAGAGGCAGGCCUGUGCCUCCAUAAUUGGUCACUUGGCAGCCCCUGUUUUUCUGCUGUUUACAACAUCACCAGUGCCAUGUCAUGAGCGUCAAUGAAAAUGCCUAUAGAUAUUUCAAGCUCAUGUCAUUAUGACAUUUCUUAAAACUUUACUAAAAGAAUGAGUGAAGUAUUGCUGAGAUGUGGAAAUUUGGUUGGGUACCAUGCUUUUUUUUUUUUUCCUCCCCUUUCACGUUUGCAGUUGAUGUUUUUUAAUGUAUCUUAAGACAAAAGUUAAAAAAAAAAAGAAAACCUAAAUAUUGUAAUAUGACAGAUAACCUAAUAAUUGUAUCUACAUUAAAAAGAAAAAAGAAAAGAUGAACAUGAUACUGCUGCUUGUCAAAUAAAAAAAAUAAAGUUA